This is a messenger RNA of Pocillopora meandrina, 23472 nucleotides long. The record is from the annotation of a GenBank genome assembly. Lineage: Eukaryota; Metazoa; Cnidaria; Anthozoa; Scleractinia; Pocilloporidae.
GUUGAAAAUGAAAGUCAAACGGGUGAAGCAUGCAAGGAGAUAUUUAACUUUGUUCAAAAAUUCCUUCGGGAUAUUUGAGCCUUAUCAAAUUUUAGGUGAGUGAAAUUGUUAAACAUAUGUUCUUCUCUAACCUGUCGCAGUUUGGAGGCAAUGGAGAGCGUCUGUGUGUUUUGCACACCGAUUUUAUGUGACUUCCGGCAGUUUAACUGGUCGGCCAUGCUUGCGAGUGUAAUUUUAUUUCGGUGUUGUUCUGUUCUCAGUUGACGGCACUUUCAGUCAGGCAGCACUGCAGACCAAGAUCAAUAUCAAGGAACAGCUUCCCAAAUACUUGGAUGGAUCUGUUCAGUUAUGUAUCCUUUAUUCAUGAAAGUUCAAAAUUACUCUGCACUUGUUCAAGAAAAUACGUGAAAGAAACAUGCACGUACCUGUACCAACCCUUGAAACAAAAUAGCGCUACUAAAUUUUUUUUUUUUAAUUCUUUUGGGCUGCCAGUGUUUUGGGGCAGUGCUUGGGCCGUCAGUGCUUUGGCGACACAAGCUUCAGCUGUGAGAUGAUCAUCUGGCGUAAGAAGCGUCAUGGGGAAAAUAAAAGAGUUUUAUGGGAAUAUGAAUAUUUACGACUGCUUUUCAGAGGAAAAAACUCAUUCAACUUCUCAAUAAAAAAUAUCUCACCUUACUUCCAGGUACAGUGUAUCGCUUCUUGUCUGAACGCUUUCUUUGUGGAAAUGAGGCCAUUUUAGUGAUUUAUCUUUUCUAGGUUUCCUACUCCUACUUCUCUUAGGAGUAGGAAACCUUUGCCUAAAAGAACAACAACUUCAAGUUUGUCCUCCACAAUCUGUUUAAAUCUUUCCAUUGUAGAUCAACCAUGACAUUUCCUGGUGAAUUCUUUCUAAUUUGGUCUUUGUCUAUCUUACCAAAGUAACAUUUUCUGCCUUCCUUCUCAUUAAAGGUAAUUUUUCGUUUUGGAAUAAUUGACUCAAAAUAUUAAUGGGGUAGAGUUACAUGUAUGGUCACAAAGUGGCAAAGGUAGCAUCCUUUAUCAGUUAGUCAAAAGAGUGAUUCAAAGGGUUUAUUUGAUUGCUGUCACAAGAAAAUAUAGUUAUUUAGAAGCUGAUGAUUCACAAUGGUAAAUGCAAAAGAAGACAUCAGAACUUGGACACAACAUUUUCCUGUUAUUCAGAAGUCAUACCUGGCAUUAGAAUCAAAGUAUAGCCUUGGUAAUAGUAAGGAGUUGUAACUUUUGAUUUGUUAUGAAGAUAAAACAAAUUUCCAGAGAACAAGGGAACAGUUACCACUAACAUAUUUUAAUUAAAAACUGGUAUGUUGUACGAGAAUGAAAUCAGAAGUUGGUAAAUUUUUACAAGCUUGACAGAUUCUAGAUGAAUGAACUAUUGCUAGAACGCAUGCUAUCUGAGUCUUAAAGCCAAAAUGUAUGUUUACAGCCUUGAACCCUUUCACUCCCAUGAUCUGAUUAUUAAUUCUCCCAUCUAGCUGUUUCACAUUUCCUUGUAAUGAAGUUACAAUAAUUUGGUGGUAUAUCAUGAUAACAACCUUUAACUGAUAAGUUUGAGUAAUCUCAUGACCUGUUUGUGGGAUAAUGUGUGAAUAUUGUUGGGAGAAGUUACAUGUAAAUCACUUCCAGGAGUUAAAGGGUUAAAGUUAUUUUUUGUACAAAUUUAACUUGACUUGUGACAAGUGACAACAAAAUGUGUAAUAGAAGAAGGAAAGUCACUUGGUCCUCAGCUGGCAGGCGCUGUACUGAUUUUAAAGAGAUUUCAGCUGCGGAAAUGUGGCCACCAUAAGGAAGCUGUGCCAGCUGCAGAAUGUAUUAUGAAUAUGAUAGGUAACUGUAUAAUGAAAUUAAUUGUAUGCACAUUUUGAUUGCGUCAUGCUUUUGAUCGAUUGGUAGACAAACACAUUGAUCAGAUGACAUCACCAUCAACACCAGUUGCUUUAUAAUAACAUAGCAUUUAGGUUCCAUGUUGCUCUGCUUCUGUUCAGUGAGAGAUUACAGCAAGGUUAAUUUCUUGCAGUUCAUCCUUUGUUUAAAUCUCAAUUGUCCUGUCUUGUUCUUUUUGUAAGCCACACAGAUUAUAUCCCAGUUGGCAUAGCUUUGGCAAAUGAUUUAUUUGCCUUGACAGACAAAUUGCAAUAUGUUGCUCAAGAUCCUUUAAUACAUGUUAAUUCUUCCUGUUGCUUCUCUUUGAAAGGAACUGAAAAUAAAAAUGGAUACUUUGUGGCCUCACAAGACAGAACUCUAAGAAGUCAUCUGCAGAAAAUUCCAGGUAACAUUCUGUUUCAUUUAAUUCUUAUCCUCUACAGUGAAUUUGUCUCCUUAACCCUUUACACCCUGACAUCAACAUCCGCAUUCUCAUUACUGUUCUCUAUAAAUUUCCUAAGGUGCUGACAAGGAGAAUUUGUUCAGCAAUCAAGAGUUUCUUUAGUUGGUGAUAAUUUCCUUUAUUCUCAUGACCAUAAAACAUGAUUGAGGGGUGAGUUGUAAGGAGAAAUUAGAUCCUGGUCACUCUUAGGGGCUAAAGGGUUAAGGUGUUUUAAGACCAGGUUGCACACCUAACACUAUGAUAUGCAGUUUACAAACUGAUGCUGCUCUGAUCAUCACCAAAGAAUCUUCCUUUUUUUGAUUGUAGAAGGAUUUUUUUGGGUAGCCCUUAAUUAUAAAAUUCAUGAUUUUCCUGACUUUGUCCAAAUAUUUUACAGGAGUACCACUUUUAUUUAUUAACCACAACACGAUACUCCUGGAGAAACCUUCAAGGGCGUCUCAUCAAGCCUCUGACCAGGUUUGUCAUCUCUUUGAACCCUUUAACUCCCAAGAUCUGAUUGUUAAUUCUCCCCUCUAGCGGUUACACAUUACCUUAUGACUUAGUUUGGAGAAUUUGGUGUUAGAUUACAAUAACAACUUUUACCUGAUAAGUUUAAGUAUUCUCAUGACCUGUUUGCUGGAUAACAUGUGAAUAUUGUGGGGAGAAGUUACAUGUUAAUCAUUUCUGAGAGUUAAAGGGUUAAUAUACAUGUGAUAGGCUGAAUUAUAUCAGUAUUUUGAUUGGCUCUUCCUUAUCAUCAUUUAGGGGAUAGGUUGAAAUGCAAUCUUCCUCAGCCGUUGAAUCCGUGUGAAAGAGUACACGCAUAUACAUAAAGAGAUUAACAAAACACGUUUUCAAAUAGACGAAACCCCGCGAAAGUGCACGCACUGGAAGUGCGUGUACGAAUUACACGUGCUUUACGCGCGUGUAUUUACUGCAGCACACGCGAGCGUUACUGUUGAAGACGUCUCACUCAAGAAGUUUUAUCUUUUGAUUAUUGUUUAAAACAAAUAGAUUCUUUAAAAAACAAUUGUACGGUACAGUUUGAGCUCGGUAAUCAAAUAUAGGAAGAUGUUUAUUCGUCUUGUCACGAGCGCGCGACAAAGAAACUAUUCUAAGUCCCCAUGAAGAAUCGAACCUCAAACCUUCGGAUUCCGCACUCCGAUGCUCUACCACAGAGUCACAGAGACUCUAUAGAGAGAUAGGCUAUUAUUAGGGUCAAAUAUGUAUGUAACACGCGUCUUGUACACCUCUAGAAUAUUUGAGCAAUGUCGACAAUUGGAGUCAUGAAACAUUUCACAGGAUACACUUUCUAACCGACAUGAUUUGUUUAGUUACACGUGUGAGUUGUUCACGUGUUUUGCCAAGUGUAUCCUUAACUCGAAUAUUUUUAGUCAGAAGCUUUUAGAGUCUUACUUUGGAAAAGUUUCACUGUUUUAUUUCAUCAAAACACUGCAAAUAAACCAUGCAUUUUUAAAAAACAAAAACAAAAAAAUUAAAAGAAAAAAAAACCAGAUUCAUAGCAUUUUGCUUACUGCCAUUGAAAAGUUGUGUGAUCGACAAAAUUGUGUAAUUACCUGAAAAGCCAUCUCAACAACCUCUUUAAAUUACCUCGUCAGCUCAUUGGCCGAGCGAAGAGUUGCACUUUGUUCGUAAAGUGCUAAAAAGUCGAUUAAAACGUUGUUUUCGGGGUGCAAACUUCAUAUGGCUGUUAUUUCUGCCGGGCAGGCUUUGAUUAUCGUUUGAACUGAUAAAUAGAAAACAAAAUUUGGGCUCAUGAAACACGCAAGUGCAAGAGAUAAUUUUCUACGGACUACAUGUAUGUCAUGUAAUAUAUCAUAAUGCUUUGAUACAACGCUGCGAAGGUUUGGUCAGGAAAAUCGUUUUUCACUCGCUAACCGGCCAAGUGAAGAAGCACACUCAGUAUUGGAAUGAAAGGUAUUUCGUUUUAAUGGUAGUUCUUUGCAAUAUUUUCCCCGCAAUUGUCAGUAUUCGCAUUCAUGAAUGUUUUUCCGAGUCUGGAAACAUUUUAUCUCCAUUUCGUUAUUUUUUUUCGUGCGGGUUUUGUGUCCGACCCUAACUGAACUCUUCGCGUAACAUCUACCGGAAAGAAUGUGAUCAAAUUUUUUUACAAGGAAAUGAAAAUUCCUUUAAUUUGCCUGGCUGUGACGUGUCGAUAUGUGGGGCGUAUCUCGGUUGUUCAGUUGUUCUUGGCACUCGACCGGGGAGAUUCAAAACUUACUACAGAGUCAAAAACUCGGGCAAAGUCCUUGAUAUGCUUCAAAGUAGAAUGGAAAACACGAGUCAAGCGAGUUGUACACUUAAAGAUUGGGCGAUUCCACUCGAGUUUUCAACCGGAUCUUGAACUUUGUAGCGAAAAUCACUCGCGUCGCUCGUGCAACAGUUCCACUUGAACAUUUUGUCACGUUAUUAGGAUAACAGUAGUUUUUUUUAUUUGUUCUUACUUUUGAGACCAAAGGAGAUAUUAUAACAGUGCUCGGUUUUUUAUAUAUAUCAGUAGUGUUACUCUUCUUUUAAGGCUCGUUUGAAUGUAAAAUUUUAUUUGCCCGGUCAAAGGAAAAAAAAAAAAGGAAAAGAAAGGUUGUUUUUCCCGACGUCGCGUGACAAAAUUUGGACAAGAGUUCGUGACGGCGAUUUCGCCGGGCACGUUCAAGUUUGUUUCCUGAAAUCUGGAUUUUUCGUCUUUAUUCGAAUUUACCCUCAUUAUUUCAUUCUUUCUUGAUUGUGAUUCUCUCUAUAGUGUUGCCCUCAGGACACAUUUUAAAGGCAUUAUUACACGUUGGCAAAGACAAAUAAAUAAAAGAAAGUAAACAAACAUGAUAACAUGGUGUCGCGGUUUCGCAGUGUUUCGUAACUUGUUUUUUCCGGUCGUAUGGGAAGCUGCGAUAAGUUUUUUUCCCUUCACUUGUUUUGGUCUGAAAUUAAAUUGAGAAUAUACAGUACGUGCCAUUAUUUUUUGUCGUUUUCUUUUUCUAAGAUAUGCCACUUUUUCUGUUGUUUUUGAAGUAGGAAGCCAUGCGAUGUCGCGCGAAUCUAUGCUCAGUAAGAAACGAUCCACGGCCAUGUUGCAUAUUCCAAUAAACAAGCGACUUAUCUGCAGCCCUAUGCUUCUUUCAAAGACAAGCGCAGUUUUUUCUCUGGUAACUUUGACCCCCUAAGAGUAAUCAGCAUCUAAUUUCUCCUUACAAUAUCACCCUUUGAAUCAUACAUUACGGGCACGAGAAUAAAAGAAAUGAUCACCAAUUCAAAAAGCUCUUGAUUGUUAAACAAAUUCUCCUUGUCAGCACCUUAGGAUAAGUAUAGAGAACAGUAUGGAGAAUAUACAUACUGAUGUUAGGUUGUAAAGGGUUAAGCCUUUGCCAUGUUUUACCUUCGCCGACGUCGUUCCCCCUUCGGAUUUAGAAUAUCUUAUCUUCCAAACCACUUGUUUUGAGUUUCACGCUUUAUUUCACUCUAAUCAAUGCCAUCUUUUGCGUUUAAGGUUCAAAUUUCCCGUCUGCAGCCCUCUGCUCACGAGAAAGAGACGUUAGUUCGACUGAAGGACUCCGCUACGGAUGCUCAACCGAAACGUAAACGGAAGAGGCCCGGGGGACCAAACCCUCUGUCCAUGUUGAAAAGCAAGAAGAGAAAGACUGGUGAUGAAACUAAGGUGGGAAUACCUAGAUGUUUAUUGCUAUAAUGAUAGUGAUGAUAAUAAUGAUGAUGAUGAUGAUGACGAAGACAAUGACGAUGACGAUGACCCAAAUGAUCAAUUGGCAAGAACAAUGGCUUAGCACGGGCGUUUAAAAUCAUUGUACAUCUCUUAGCCGUCCUUUGCAAUAAAAACAACAGGAAAUCACCAGGAUUGGCGUGGUCUGAGAACGGAAACCCCGACGGCAAAUUAUUUGAAUUUCCAUCUGGAACUUAACGCUGCUCGCAUACGUCGUAUUGAAGUUGAGGUGUGAAGCGGUAAAAGACAGCAAACACAUACAGCCAAUUGCGGAGUUCCACUCAGGGAUUUCGGUUUGUAUCACGGUGAAAUUUACCUGCUCCCCCAUAAGGGCUCUGCAAUUUUCUUCGGAUCCUUCUCCCUCAUUAGCAGUAGAUUGGCAGUCAAUGUUCUAUAGACCUUGCCUAUACUCUGAUGGCGACGACUGAUCCUCAUCCGUUCCCCCCCCCUCCCAAAAAAAAAAAACCAUGUGACCUCCCCUUCCACAUAAUCUCCCCCGACCCUACUCCCCCCCUCGACGAUACAUUUUCAGGAUAUCUUGAACUGAACGCCAGGUAUUUAUUCUCACCUACUUAGAAAAAGCGAAUCCGUAAAAGAAAAAGAAGAAAACUGGCCGAGCACGUACAACAAGCGCUGCAGGAACAGAUGACAUGAUGUUUUUCAUAAGCCAAGGUUGGAAUAUAUAGAGCAAAUGUUACAUUUAUUUACGAAAAUUGUAUUCUUAUACUCAUUUAUGGAGCAGUAUUAAAUCAAGCGUUGAAAAACCAAAACCAAAAUAAUCACAGUGCCAAUCAGAACAAAGGUUUAUAUUUUCAGUAGCCAAUGAGAACUUAGAGCAAAAAGGAGCAAACUUCUUGAAGCGCGGGAAAACAUGAGUGACCAGGUCGCCAUUUUCUUUCGUUUUGCAUCUGAUUAGUCGAGAGGAUGACGCAACUUUUUUGCUAGACGAAUCACAGAGCGCAAAACCUGAUUACUUUUGAGACUCAAUUGGAAAUUGUUCCAAAGAGUGAACAUGUGAUUACAAGUUCACUUGGCGUGGAAGUACAUUCCAUGUCUAUUUUUCUUAAGACAUGUAGUAAAAGUUGAUGUCCGUAGAGCUUCGAUUGUUCUUCAACCCUUUAUCCUUUGUAAAGAAUCGAUUCGCAGUUAUCAAACAUUUUUGAGACUUGGUUUUUCCUUUCGAAAUUAAUAGAAUGAAUAGUUUUUCUUGAUGGUACUUUUCUCAAAUGUCUAACCGACGCGAGGAAGCAUUGUGGUUGAAACGAAGAACUCUUAGUUAGGAAAAAAGUAGAACGCUUUUGUUGUUGUUACCGUUUUACGAUAUUAAAGUGUUUCGGUUGAAAGAGCGAUGCUAAAACAUUCGAAUUAAGUGAAAGUUAGUGUCGAAUUUUCAAAAUUGAGGGUAAAAAUCGACUGCGCACUCAAUAAAACCGGUAUCGAGUAUUAAGUGCCAACUUCCUCAGUAAUCCGUACUGUUGCUGCAUAAAAAGGAAAAAAAAUAAUAAAACACUUGCAAAUAAUAGGUUUUAAGAUUUUCAAGUAAUUUCUUUAGUCAUUUCGGUUCUCUCUUUGUUUUUGAUCUGAGUUGGUGUCCUCUGAAGGCAAAUAUUAGGACACGGAAGAAACUCCUCUUUUUUCAGAGUCAUUAACAAUAUUGAAGUUUUGUGGACUUGUUGAAAAUCACAUGGCUUCAAAAUUACUUUUGUCCAUUGGUUUCGACGAGAAGAAAAGCCGCAGAGAGAGAAACUUAGGCCUCGUUACAUUGUGAAUGAUAUGCAAAGCUUUGCUCUGACACAAGGAACUAGUCACACAAGGCUUGCAGGCGUAGAAUAAAAUUUGGGCAUUGUUACUGGCAUUUUAGAGGAAGUUGUUUUAUAUUGAUGGCAUGUAGGGGGUGUAGGAAGUCUAAAUGGACGAGAACCUGCGAUGUCGUUAAAUAUUAGAAGCACAGUAUUGGACAGUGGACGCGAGCAAUUAGGCAACAAAGCAGGAGUUUUUAAAUGAUACCAAUUAUCGGAAAUUUACUAAUUUUAUAUCAAUUUGUUUUUCUUUCUUUCGAUAUUUUGAGUUAUUCCUGUUUAGAGAGGAAGUUUCUUUUGACUAGCAGGUCUUUCCCGAUUUUUUUGUUAUAUUCUUAGAAGAAAGUUCAAGCUGGUGUGCCAGGAAGUUGUGCUGAUAUCUGUAGAAAAUAUGUUCACGAAGUUCUGUUUAGUUUUUCAAUCAUCCGUUGUUGCAGUCGUGGUAGUACCAUGCAUUUGAUCCAUCCUCAAACACGUCAUCAUCGUUAAGGAAAAAAUACAACAAUUCCUUUGGCGUUUAUAUCCAUUCCGUUUAUAUUCAUCACCUGUAAAAAUAAUUUGUUUUUUUUCCUCAAGGGUGGAUAAAAACUGAGCCAGGUAGUUUUUAAGUUCGUUUCUUUAUCGACUAAAUUUAUAUAGCGUCCAAUUUGGUUUCCUCUAUCUCUCACGGUGAAGCAAGCAAGUAUCGAAGCAAAACUCCAUUGGAAAUAAACGGCUCCCAUUUUUUUUUUCUGUUGGACAAAAAUCAAGCCAGGUAGUUUUUACCUUCGGUUUUUUUUUAUCUGUUAAAUUUAGUUUCCAAUUUGGUUUUAUCUAUCUCCCACGGUGAAGCAAGCCAACACCGAAGCAAAACUCCACUGGAUAUAAAACUGCUCCCGUUUUUUUCUACGUACUAAGAACAGUGCUGUUCUGUUUUGCGUUUCACUUCUCUUGUACGGGUAAUCUUGAAAUGCCAUAUUUGUAAUUUUUUGUGUGUGUGUGUUAAAGAGAAAACUCUGGAGGUUUCGAACAUGCUUCACGCUCGCUUUUGAGUGCCAUAGGCUAAGAACUGAACUUUUGCCUCCUGCCUCUAAAUCCUGAGGUGUUUUUUGGUAGACUUACUGAAUAAUAAAAGAUUUGAAGAGAAGUUAUUGAGUCUUGGGUUGGAUUUUGCCGUUCCCGUUUGCAAUAAAAGUGUAUCGUAAUCUUUCCGUUGUCUCGGUCGUUUAAGUUGUCAUUUUAGUACUGUUAAGUUAAAUAGUUCAAACGACAAAAGCACUUGUUUCUAGAAUUCGCUAGUCUUUGAACAACGAAGUUAGAAAUACCUCUAUUCAGUAGAAUUUUAGCACAAGGAUUUCGUCGGUUGAUUUUUAGGAGUUUAGCGGACAGCUCUUUAUCAGUAAGAAAAAGCUACAGCUUAAUAACUGGAUCCCUUAUACUGAAAUGCUACCAAAAGUACAAUUAGAAAUUGAUAGAAGUUGGCAAAAGCUUCAAGAGAGGAGGAGAGGAUUUUUAUUUAAUUUUGUUGUUGUAAUCAGUGCUUUCAAGUAGAGGGUGCUGUAACUCAACUGGUAAUAAAGAAAAGAUGAACGCAUCUUAUGUAUUUCCAUGUUAAUGUUCCACUAAGUUGGACAAAAAAUCGUAAAAACUAGCCGUAAAAAGUGAGAUGAUGAUAGAUUGAAAACACAGAUAUGUUAUUCUUAAGGAAGUGCGUAACGCUUGCCGGAAAUAUUCCUUGCGAAACAUGCGUUGACCGUUAAUUGCAUCAAGAUACAAAUUUGCUAAUCUUUUUUUCUUCAACGGCACGUUUAGAUUUGUAGAAAUACUUUUUUCUUUGAGUUCACAGAUUGUUGAAUGUAGUGAGAUCAGGUCUAUUUUUAAACAGGCAGUGAUAAAAUCACAGUUAGUUUCGUUCUUUUAACUCAAAUCUCGCCCUCUCUUUUGUUUAUUUUUAAACUCGUGUUUUAAGUACAGACGUGAAAUACCUCACAUAAUUUCUGUAUACCAUCACAUUUUCGAAACCUGUGCAACAUCUUAAAACAGAAACUUUAACAUUGUUCAAUCCUAAUUUGGACUUUCAUACUCAUGCGACAGAUGGUGCUAGUUUUUUCCUAUUUUAAGGCUUACGUUGAUGCGAAAUAAAUUUUCUCUGUGCCCACUGACUUUUACAAAAUGAGGUCACUUCGCUUUUAUAUAGAUGAUACUUCACGCAUCAAAAUACUGGACUUUUCAAAAAUGUUGAAUCUAACCACAGAAGGACCUGAAAUGUUAAGGUCCCGGACCUUAACAUUUCAUUUGACAAAACGGUUUUGUCACUCACGUGCAAAACGGUGGCAUGCUGAAAAUUCCACGGAAAAAGUUAUAAAAAUUUGUAAAAAUUCAUCAAUCUUUCCUAACCCUGAUAACAUGAUUAAGUUUCCUGUUCAUAGUACUCUUAAAAAUGGAAAUAUGCUUUCUUGACAGCACAGGGAAAAGAAACUUGAAAUUAACGAAAAUUCGGAAAGGAGCACUUUUUGUUACCUUUUUUUUUUAAUUGAGAGAAUCGCUCUCUCUCUAUAUAUAUAUAUAUACACACACACAUGUAUAUAUAUAUUGGUAGGAUUCCAGCAUUUCAGGGAACUAUCCGUUGGCCAAAUCAUAAUAUUCUUUCUCUGUCUGUUGAUUUAGGAAGUGAUACCGAGUUUUUGUCUGAUCGUGUCAUCAUCUAUAUUGGGAUCGCAUAGGCCGGAAUUCGUACCUUUUGACUGCUAUUUGUGAUAUGCAAAAUUUCAAUAUCCGAAUUGUUGAAUCCGCGUAAAGAAGAUUCCAGCUGCAGUUAAUUAAUUCUGUGUUAUUUUUAAAGAUUUGGGUGUUGUUUUUCUCGAGGUUUUGAUCCUUUCCUUAAUUUGUUGACAAAGAGUUUAGUUCAUGUCCGUGCUGUACAUCACGUAGUUGUAUUUCCGAGGUAAUCCUCGGUGUAUGCAAGGCAGUAAACAGGGUUAAAGGACAGAGUAGUUUAGACAAAUAAAAAGUUUGUUAAGUAAACGGAAAGUAAUGAGAGUUGUCUUUUUAACCCCUAUUAACUGAAGUACCCAAUAUUGCUUCAAACCACGCUACGUGCUCGCUAAAACUGCGCUCGAAUCUACGGAUUUCCGUCUUACAGAAACUGUAAAUUUUCAAGGCAUUACUUGUAAAAGUACAGUGUAAAAUAAGUCGUGUAAAAUGAUAUUAUUGAGAUAUUGUAUGUUGAAAGCUGGCUGCGUAAUCAAGAAGUAACCAGCACGUGAUAAUUGCUGUAAAAGAAAAAUCUGAUAAUCCUCUCUAAAUUUCUGUUUGGGUAACAGCAAACUUGCGUGGGCAAUCUUGUCAGUAAGUAGGCUUCCACUCGACAAUUCGGCCUUGCGUAAUAUGUUCAACCGAGGUCUGAAUAUCUAUUUUUAUGACGUGUUCACCUUGUUUAAUUUCACAAUGAAGCUUUGUUUUCACUCGUGUUGCGGUUUUUGGGGAAAGAUUUCAUGGUUUAGUAGUCUUGAUGAAGAGGAAAUAAAAGUGGAGUGUUUUUUGUGCCUACGAUUUCGAGAGGGACUUCCAGUUUUUUAAGGAUUUCCGUUUUAUAAAAAAAAAAAUGUCUUCAAGCACGUUGUAGAAAAAAAAUGAGUUACUUCCAGUAACUUCGGUGUAUGGCACCAUCCCAAAACGGUUUUUUUUUUUUUUUUUUUUUUUUUUUUUAAAUAGCAGAAAUUUAAAAUGAUCUUUCUUUAUUGGUCGAAUACACUUUGAUCAAAUAGUUUGGCUUUUGGUAGAAACUUAUGAAACGAAGAAAGAUGAUAUUAAAGUUGCUACAAAGUUUUAGGAAAAAGAUUUUCAAUUAUAACUAUCGGUAGUUGUGGUUUCUGUUUACAAAGCAGUGUGAGGCUUGCAUUUUGAAAAAGUAACUGCUUUUUAUUUACAAUUUUUUUUAUACAAUGUUUUUCUGCAAUUGCUUAAAUUGCCGCUCGCUCUCGUGGAUCGUAGCUUUAGUUGCUUUUAUAAAAAUAAAAAAAAUAUAUAGUUCUUUAGACGCUCCUGUUCUUCUAAAAGAUUACUGAUAUGAUUACAUGAAAACAUCCUUUGAUUUCACUUUUACGAAAGGAUUCAUUUUUAACUGAAGAAAGCGUGAGAGAGAUGUUUGUAAUUGAUUCUUGUUUUUUUGGAACGUUUCUGUCAAGUAGCGAUACAUAAAGUCAGUAAUGAACUGUUCGAAUGAUCCUCCUUCAGGGAAAUGGAAUUCCUAGCUAACAGUUCAUCGAAAUUGGUUAGCAGAUCUUUAAGGAAAUGUUGUGUCAGAUACGAACUGUACUGCCUAGGGGGACAUAUCAAAUAAAGGCGUAAAUCAGACAUAAGUAGGAUGGUUCUAUCUUGUCAAACGCCUGUACUGUAUCAAUUAAAGCUGUUAAAAACUGUGUAGUCAGCGCAGUGUCAUGACAAAGCAAGGAUUUCUUGUUAGUGCAACCCCAGGAAUUACACAUACCACACUGCUAUCGUUAAGAUACAAACUGUAUUUAUUCAUAGAAAACAGCAGGUUGUUUGAGCUAGGAUUCCCUGGCAGACAGAAGAUUAACAAUUAAAAAUAGCAUCGCUUAGAGAUGAAUUUACGAGAAGCCAUUUGAGCUCAGUUGCACCCUGUUGCUAAGUAAUCAUUACAAAACAGUGAUAGAUUAAUACUUUGCGGGGUUUGCAGUUCAGUUUCUAUAAGCUUUUAAUUACUCUGUUCUGUGUUAUUUCGCGUGACUGGAUUGUGAACGGACUGCUGUAGAGAAGCACGCAAAACAGUGAUUAGUCCACUGAGAUUUCUGCCGUUUUUUUUAUUAAAUACAGAAUCGUGCCUGUGACGGUUUUUUUUUCUUUUCAGCCACGCGACAGUCGAAGUCGAUUUCAAACGAAGUAGUUAUUUUGACCAGAUCUGAAACACGUUCCUAUCUUGACUUGACUAUCCGAAUGGGAUCACAGUGUCUAUUAUUUGCAAUGUCAGAUGUUUCUUUGCGCCUCAACCUUUGCGUGUUGCUGGCCACGAAGCCAUAUUGCUACUGAUUGUUCUCUUCUCGUAAAAAACAAGCGACAAGGUCACUAGGUCAUACGCUGAUUUUCCAGAGAUAAUGGCGUUCUGUUUUAAAUAUUUCUUCGUUUGACCACAUCGUUUCCUUUUGGUCUCGACAGUCAAUCUCAAAUUGAAGAGUGAAUUUAAUAAGGCUUGUACCUCUGACACAGCUGGACACUGGAUGAACCAAUGUGCUUAAAAUGGAUUUGUUUUGACCUGUCGCGCGACCAUUGCAAACACCAAUAAUCUAUUGUACAUGGAAACCGUGAUUUUUUUUAACGUACAAUUAGUUAUCUGGUUUAACUGCAGGCUAUCCACCCUCUUAAAAUAAAUAUCAUUAGAAAAAUACACGCAAGGCACCUUUAUUAAAAUUAAAAAAAAAUAAUAACUACACCGCAUGCAACUACUGCCAAACCAUUUUGAAUAGCCAGUUGCCGGAAAAAUGCAAAUUAAAAGGUCGAAACUCCUUGCUCACGAUAUAGAAGAAAACUUUCUUUUGAACAGUCACUAACCAGAGUUUAUUUUUUAUGCGCCUUUUCGCAAUUUUGCAUGUAAAUUCGCUCUUUGGAAUUGACGCAUUUAAGAUACGUCUUCUAGAUCGAAAACUCCAUCGCGAAGAACGCAUUGCGCAACUUUCCGCGUCUUUCCACGCGGAAAUACUAGAGUAAUGCCUCGUAGCUUAAGUUAUUUUUACGAAUCACUUGCAGUAAGGUCUUUUUCACUACCAAAGCGAUAGUAAGCAACAUUCGUAUUAAUGCAUUACAAAUAAAACGAGUUUAUACACAUUGCUUGCGAAGUUUACAUCUCGACAACAACGUAGCAUUGAAUACAGCCUAUCGCUAUUUUUAGUUCCCUGCUGUCAUCCGAAUUUAUAGUUCUUUUCAUUUGUGUGCAUAAAUUUUUAAGAGAUCGAAACUUCUGACCUUGCAUUUUUCUGAAAAAUUUUGUCAGGAAAGUUUUCAUUUUCAUUUUUGACAAAAUUUCUUGUGUUGAAUUCCACUUCGUUCUAUUUUCACUUGGAAGUUUUGCGUCAUAUUCUCAAAUUUGGACCACGCUCAACAUACACACGUCAAAAAAAAAUUGCUUUCUAAUAUCUGCGUGUUUGUCGCAUGCAGCUUACACGAGAUAUGCAAAGUUUUUUAUGAUCCAAACAGAUGAAUUAUUUCGCUUAUCUCUUAACUUGAGAUAUAUCACACAUUUGGUAUCAAACAUUUUACAUUGCGAUGUCAAGAAUUCUAGCUGAGAGCUUCCAAUAAACAUAUAUGUCCACAAGUUCCCAAAAAUACAAAGCCUGUAAUUUGAAGGUUUAUCUGUAACAGGUAUGUUUUCAAGCGGUUUUCCCUCAAAAUCAUUUUCGAAGCUUCCCCUAAAGAACUGGCUGUGAAAGAAUAAGUUUCCAUUUUCGGUAUUUUUGACAAAAAAGGGGCACGUCGUUAAAUUAAACUGGUAUUGUAAGUCUCAUGGUUGUGUAACACAUCUCAAAAAUGACUCUGAGAAAAUAUGUUUUCCUUUUGCAUUGAAUUCACAAUGGCAAAAACUGAUGGCUUCGAUUGUCUCUGAGGUCGGGAAUUUCUUGAGUACACAAAACAUAAUGAACAAAGUUAAUCGUUAUUAAUGCCUUGGAAUCGACUGAAACUAGUUUUAGAUCCUCGAGGUUUCUUUGCCGCUCCGGUCAACACAAUAAAUCGUAGAGAAAACGAUAGACUGUUGUUUUCUCCUUUUUUUUUUGCCUGAUAAACGUAGCGAUUCUCUCCACCGGAAAGCAUAUCUUUAUAUUGUUUUGAAAAGAGAAAUUACGGGUUUAUCACUCCUUAAUUACUUUGCACUGAUAGCGGGAGAAACUAGUGUAGCAAUACACCGUGAAAAUUUGAGUGCUUCCGGAGUUUGAGAAAGAAACAAUGGUUUUCUGCGAUUUUAGCAAUUAUACAAGGCUAAUUGCUUAAGGUUGAAUUUUUAAUUUCAAGUUGUGGUAUAUCGGCUAAACUUACAAAGAAAAUUACUUUUGUCGUUGUGAUGCACCGAACAAAAGGUGUUUUGUACUCUGCGUCGGAGGUUUGAAGGGCAGAACUGAACACAGUCAAAUAUCAGUGGUCCAAAGGGCAUCAAAACAACUUUUAGGUAAACAUCUAUUGUCCGAGUGCAGUGAACUUGAAUGGGUUCUGGGAUUUUAAUUAAAUCCCACAAAAUUGUGAAAGGCGUCUUGCUAUUCUUAUGGAGCUAGCUUUGUAGUGGAGCUAUCACGUGCUCUGCAAAGAACCUCUGUUUUUAGAUUGCAACGGUUUGGAAGUUGAGCCUUUUGACAAAGAAACUACUCGUUCAUGGUGACGCAUCUUCGAUUUUAGAUUGAACUUGAAAAACCCUAAUGCACUUGUGUGUUGUGUUGUUUUUGUAUGAAGAUUUGAUUCAAACAUGAGCAGAUUUUUAUCUCGUCCUAUAUGAGCGCAUCUUGAAUUUAAUGCAGGUCUACGGUGGAAAUAAUUAUUGUCAGACCUAUUCACCCCUCGAUAAUUAACUUGUUUUUGACUUUAGAGAUGCAAAGUAACGUUUAUUAAAGAUUCCACUUGUCCGGCGUCAGUCUGUCACCGUUUCUGCACUUCCACUUAAGACAAAUUACAAAGGGUGAAAGUAUUCAGGUCUUUAUGGCGAUUCUUUGACGCUAUUUUUGACUUUUUGUAACAAUAGCCGACGGUAAUGCGCACCGCUACCAGUCUGCAAGGAAGAACCAUUCGGCUUUCACGCUCAAAGCCACAAUCUAAGUGAAGGUUCAGCCUGAUAUUGCGGUUGUCUUUGAUCAAAUUCGCGAGGUGCUUGAAAAUAAUACACCGCCGCAAAAACAUAGUCACCUAUUGUUCUAAAAGCGGGUCUACCCACUUCGCUCGGUAACAACUACAAUACUUUUCACUUUCGAUGGCCUGUGAAUUGAAAGGGAAUUAUCUGUGUGGGAAGGUGCGUUGUUUUUGUCCAAAGAAACAGUUUUUCCUGAGAUUUUGAGUUUAUGCCAAUGGAAAUUGCGAUAUUGCCUCGCUGCGAACAGUAAGAAUCUUUGAUCAAAAUCAAAACACUUAUUGUCUAGUGGAAGACAUAAUCGCGUGUGUUCGUUUCAAAUCACUGUUUGGACGGACAAGGCAGUGGCGAGGUUGUUUACGUUACCAUAAAAAUAAUGUUACAGAAUUAAGACAGUUUUUUCGUUUCCAGGUACGGUUUCUGUGUUAGCAAGUACAGGAAACCUAAAGUAUAACUUGCGGUUCUGUACAAUUUAGAAUCAUCAGACAACUUUGCCUUUUGAGAUUGUUCGAUUCCGUUACAACUUUAAAUGGCUUACGCCAUCUGAACCCAUUCAAAUCAAUAGAAAAUUCAAGUUAGACUCUAGGACAAAUGUUUUUCAAGAAGGCUUUGGGGCAUAAAUUUGUUCAGUGUAUUUCUGCUUUCAUUUUCCUUUGUUUUGAAAAUGAGUGCAGAUCGUGGGCGGACACAGAUUGCGACGUCAUUUCCUCGUGACAACGUCUCCAGAUCGAACUUUUGUUUUUAAUCUUUUAGACGUGAAGGAUAUAGCCAUGCAAGGUGCAGGCACAUGCUCUUAAAGCCAGGAAACCCUUCGAGAGCCUUUUAUAUUCAAAUGGGUUUUUGUUGUUUUCCUUUAUGUUUGUGACUAUUAUUCAUUCAUUGAGUUUUUAUUCCGUUUUUUUCAUUAUCGUCUUUUAUGCUAACAACAAAACUGGGUAGCGUUCGUUUCACGCAGUCAGUUAAUAAACCACUCGUCAUUUGGAGGUAAAUCUUGUCGUGUCUUCAAAGAGGUGACCUUGUUAAGAAAUUAGGAGGAAUUUAGCGGACCAAAGCUCAUUCGAUUGUUGAUUCUUGAUUCAUGGCUUAGCCUGAUUUCAGCAGUAAUCCCCUUAGAGGUUUCAGAUAUAUUUAGUGCUGCACUUAAAUUUGACGAAUUUUCAUGGGUUGUCAAUGCUAGGGCUUUUUUAUGGGUUAGUAUUACUGUACGAAGCUCGAGGCUCGAGGGAAAUUCACAGAUUGUGGUUUUUCUUCAUACUUCAAAUCCAGCAGUCCGUUUAUCUUGUAGAAUUUGAUCUCAUAAAAGACAGAUUGUUUAGCGGGGAAAACUACUGGUUUUGUUUUUUUUUUUCGUAUUUAAUCUCGUCAAAAGACAUAAGUAUUCUUGUCUGCUCUAGCUAAUUGUUAGCUAAAUUUGCUUAAAAUAUACCCUUGAGUUGGAUUUUCUGAUGCACGAAUACUUAUUAAAGCUUUGCGAGUAAGACCUUCUCGAACUUCAACAGCGAGUUGAUGUGUAUGUUUGAAAACAGAUUUUUAAAAAUAAUGAUUAUGGCUAAUCUAAAUAGUCUUUCAGGUUCAUAUUCGAUGACAUUCUGAAGAAGCCGUUGGUGGUUUUGUUUUAAUUUUUGCCGGUUUGUAAAAUUAUGUUUUUGAAAUUCCUGUCCAGGCACAUUAACUUCGCAGCAAAAUGGGUAUUUCUCCGAGCUAAAAACAUGGGUAUGAUUUUUUUGUGUGUGUGUGGAGUACAAAUAUUUCAGUUUCAUUUCAGGUGAGAUAUUUUAUGGAGGCUCUGCGAGGUCGAGUGCAGAGUCAUCCAGAGGCCAAUGUCACUCGCCAAAACACGAAAAAAAGAAAAGGGAAGGAAGUUGUUGUGUAAAGACGUUAUAAUCCUACUCUGAAAAAAUGUUUCGCCCUAAUUUAUGCGCCUGCUGAAUCAGCAACCCUCAGGAUCGCAUGCCAAGACAUGGAACAAUUAGAAUAUCAUUUUCAAUUUUUUUCACUUUCGUCCUCGGUAUAGACACCUUUCUCUGAGACGACCGAACGAAGACUUGUGACCGCGCUUAAGUCCUGAGACGAUUUUUUAGUCGAAGUAAUCUUCUUAAAAGGUCUUGAACUUUUUUUUUUCCUUAUUCUUUAUUAACGUAGGUGUCUUAUUCACGAGUCAGUAGACUGGUUAAACGAAAACUGGAAAGUUGCCAUUAUUAUUUCAAUAGCAGCAGCUGUAGCUAUGGCACUGCUCUAAACAUUUUCAAAUUAAGUGAUGAGUUUGCGUAAACUUUGCACUAGUAAUUUCGCGACAUUUGAAUAUGAAAGAAAAAAAAUUUUUUCUAGUUAUUUUGAAGAUGGCAAUUAAUUCGAAAUUAAUCAGAGGUACCGAACACUUUGUUAUUGCAACAUACUCUUUUAAUUCUGUUGUGAUCAAAGUUUGUGGUAAUGUUUAUCUUUCUCGUUUUUCUUUAUUUUUUAAAGCGAAGAGGCCAAAUUUGGCGCAAAGCCAUGAUCUUAUAUCAGCCCUGGUUUUUUAGUGCACUACUUGUGUGUGGUUGGGCUGUGAUUUAGGUCAGCGCUCGUCGUAUGAACUGCGUUAGUCAGCGUAUGAUAAUUUUGGGUCAAUGUGAAGUCACGUCUAAAAACGAAAUUUACUGUUGAUCGCGUCGAACACAUGCAGCCCUGAAGAUACAUGUGAUAGUAGCGAACUCAAAGGAUUUCUUUGGGGGAGGGGAUACUAGGUCUGUGGCUAUUUCAGAGGGCUGUUGUGUCUCUGGGUUAUUUUUCUUUUGUUGUGCGCAAACCCGUAAUUCGAUUGUUUACAUACAUUGCGUUCAGGAAAUUCCCAAGGUCGCGCCAAGCUUUGUCGAGAAGUACGUGAGUGUAGAAACUGCAAAAUGUCACCAUGAGUUAAUUUUACGAAUUUAGCACUAGAGGGGGCCCCCUUUUGUUUUCAAUGACCGUGAAGUCAGUGGCAUGACAAGCCACCAAUCGCAGCUUGUCCAGAGGUGUCAAUCAAAAAUCCAGUUUAGGUAAGGCAAUAAAGUCGUGUGUUCGGCACGAGCGCGCAUCAGACCAUUUUAAAUCUUCCGAAGGCAUCAAAACAUUGUAAUCGAGAGAACACAAGCUUCUGGCGAAAACAAAACAUGUCUUAUCUCCAAAGUGCUGGUAUAUGGAUGGCAUCCACACUUUUUCUAUCACCUGACGAGUCUCCCUCACAGCGGAGAGCGUGCAUUGCGGUGGGAAGGGAGCUUCGAAAGAUCGCGGACGAUCUAGAAGCAUCCGCGAGACGGGAGAAAGUUAACAAUGAACAGGCCAUUGUUGUUGAUGCAAUCAAGGCUGUGUGUGCUGUUGCCGGUGUCUUCGUUGUUGGGAGACUUGUGUGGAAUCUGCUCAACACUUGAAAGCCUUUUUGUUGUGUUGUUUCACUCAUAAGGUAAGCGCUUGGAUGCGAUGAAAACAAUUGUGUUAUUCGCAGAUAUUAAUAAUCAUGACUUGAUCGCAUACUUACAGAGAGGUCAAAUUUGACGCUUUUUGUGUAGCGCGGGAAUGAUAGUGUAAUCAUCGUUUUCGUUGCCCUUCGCGUUUGGAUUUUUGUCAGCGAUCGUAGCGCUCUGGAAAUACAUAACUAAUCUCUAUUUCUCUAUUUCUCUUUUGCAGAUGACACUGCGUAUUCACUUGCUAGCCCUGAGGAUGAUUGACUCGCUCAGCGCAAGAAAAUAUUUUUAUUUCACGCAAUACGACACUCGCUUCGAGACUGGCACAUUAAGCACAGAACUGUGUUUGGUUUUGUACCUGAUGGCUCAUGUUUCAUCGCCCUAUUGUUGACAAACACAGGAUUAAAAGCACUGAGAAGCCUCCGCUUCACAGACCAGGAUGUCACAGCAGAGAGAACUAAAAUCGCUUUUCCAUAACAACAAAACGCAAGUCAUCCGUGGCCGGAAUCCGUGAAAGCCCGGCUUGACCAUAACUUCUAUUCAAGGAGAGACGCUCUGACUUUGUUUUAACAAUUCCGCUUAAUUUAUCGAGCUUCGCUAAAAUAACAGCUAGUAAGUGACAUUCACGUACUAGCGUUAGCAUAUCGUAGUUUGUUGUCACUGUAUAUUGCGCAGCUUUCAAACGAAGGUCAAAAUUUUAUUCGUCGAUCGACUGUCACCGAGAGAGGUUUUUUUUUUCAUCUUUUUAUUCGUCAGCGCUGACUGGCAGUAUUAGAUAAUUAAUAGACUGUGACUCGCGAAAUCAUUACUGAUAUUGCAUUUUCUGAAAGACACGCGCUUCUCGGGAAAAAAAUUAGGGAAAAGAGUGAAAAAUCAUCGACCUUGACACUUCUCUUCCGGAAAAUUUUGUGAGGUGAUCGCUGAAGUCACGUUGCUCGGUUCGCUGGCGAACUGUUGUCGUAUGCGUGUGUGCUUCGAGCGAAAACACAAUUCUCUUCUAUGCUGUCGUGACAGAACAACAUAAACAUUUCACGUUCUUAUUGUCUUUGAUAUGCAAAUUUUUUAUCUGUUGUCGAUGUGUAUUGUUUUGAGAGAAAAGAAGAGAACUGAAAAGGUUUAGUUAGGUUACUGCUGUGUAGGAUCCCAGAUGCACGCUUUUAUCACGAAACCUUCGAGUUAGAGACGAUUACUUUUAUGGCAGGUACCAGACAUUUUCCAUGAUUAUUUCCAUUAUUAUUAAUAAUGUUCUUGUUGCCACAAAAAAACACGAAACAAUAGGAAAUAUAAAUAGAGCGCUUUUAUACAUUCAGCCCGUUAAAUUAAUCGAACUUGAGCAAUACUUUGUAAACUCUUGUAAAUAUCAAACUUUUUGUAAAUAAUCACCCAAAGUCGUAUGUAAAUAUGUAAAUAGCUUAAUGAUAUUAUUUCUAUAUACGCUGAAAAUGCGACAGAUUUGUAAUGUAAUGUUAAUUCGCCUUUCAAGGGUUUUUUACCUGCAGCUUAAAACUAGACAAUUCUAUGUGGCUGCGUGAAUUGCAUCAAUUCUUCUAUUUAAAAAAAAAUGUUCCAGAGGUCUUAUUUUUGUAAUAAAAGAGGCUUCUUUAAGAAAAACUCGCUCUUGUUUUGGUGUCGUUAGUUAAGUACGAAGAGAAAGACUUUCCAGCUCUUUUUUUCAAAAGGGCGGUUAUGUAAUUAACAGAUUACAGUGCAAAAGCGUCGACCUCUUUGGAAGUUUCACUUUUUCUCUUUAUCCUCUCGCGAAACAAUAGGGCUUUGUUUUGUGUAUUUAUAAACUGAUCUCGCUACCACACGUUCGAGAUUACCAAAUAUAAUGUGUCAUUAGCAAUACAGAAAGGAAAUUUAACCACAUCCUUCCGAGACAGAUUUCUUUUGAUUUUCGCCCUCGUUAGCUAGGUUUUGUCUACUAAAGUGAGAUUUCGGGAAUAUGAGUUGAAAUUUCAUCCUGGCAUUUAUGGGUACCGGCAUAUGAUUUUGUUGAACGUGAAUGUCGGCUAUUUUUUUCUUCAUUUGAAGGUCUACGUAAAUUAGCCGAAAGGCGGAAAGCUAUUAGAAACAACAUGUACGGCGAAUGAAGGGCAAUGUCGAUAUUUCUGAUAUUAAUGCGAGAGGGUAAAUAAUUCUCUUCCUAUUUAUCGCUCUGUCAGCAAUAUACGUUUUUACUAAGGCUCGUUUGUGUUAUUGUUUUACCGCGUGGGUAAAAGUAAGCUUCCCGCUGUCUGUAGAAGAAGGGAAAUAUUGUCUAGACUUGGGAACGUUACCAAAACUCUGUUAAAAACAAUCUGUCGAAAUUCGAUGGCAACAAAUGAAAAAUAGUGCUUAUGGCAGAUCUUUGGCUAAUCUGGUUAGAAGUCUUUGUAAAGCUCUUCCCAAUGAGCUCUACAGAAAGGCGUUUAUGGUAUCGAUGAGAUUUGAGACACUUGUUUCAAAGUGACUUUUGGCGAUAAGGUUCUCGGAUUCGACAAGUCUGAACGCAACACUAACUUGAAGUGGUAAAACCAAAGAGCGAUAUUGUCUUGCCGUAAACGCAAGGAAAAACAUGCUUUAUACUCAGUUGAAUCCAGAGUGGAUAUUGUAAAAUACGCAAGAUCUUGUUUUCUAUGAAAAUAUUACCACUUUGACGGGCUUUGAUAUAAUUGUUUUGACACGAUGAAAUUUGCCCGAAUCGAUGUUUAAAAUCAAAUCUUCAAUCCAUCAAAAAAUUGUUUAACGCAAUUAGAGCUUAAUAGUGGCACGAUUUUUUUUCGGUUUCUCUCGAGUCAAGUGUUCUUUUGAUGAACAAUUUCCUACUUUUGGCUAUGUGCAACAAUCUCCAGACAAUUUCUAGAAAUUAAUUGCCUUUGUCUAGUCGUUUUGGAAAUUUUUGUAGUUUUGUUUUAGCUUAUCCUGUGUUAAAGAUAUGUGUGGAAGAACCUCUUAUACAUUUCAUUUGUCGGACAGUUGAUUUUGUAAUUGUCGUGAAUUUUUUUCUUGAGUCUAAUUUAUGGCUUUCUUGUUAUCUUAAGAUGGAAGAAAAAAGAAGAAUCAACUUAUACGAAUCAAGACUUGUGCAUACUAAAAAUUUCGAAAAAUUCCCUAGCUUUCACUUUUGUUGUAGCACACAAACAAAUGUAUUCAAUUAUUAUUUUGCCAACGGUAAUUCUUUCAUUUAAACGGAAGGUGUUGUUGUAAAUUUGAUAUUACGCUUGUUCCCUAAUUUUUUUUGUUGUCAGUUGACUCUAUGUUCAAGGAAACUUUUUUCUUCCAAAAGAAUUCCAUGUAAUUGCCUCUUGUUCAUUGUCACGCACGCUGUGGUCACAUAAUUUCCCCAGUUUUGCUUUCGGUCUCCGUCAUCUCGUUUACACUCCAUUCUUUAGCAUUUUUCUUUGUUUUAAACCGUCUAAACUACCUCGAUGACGACGAACCGCCUCACCUGCACAACCUAGACUAGAGUAUCGAAGAGCUUCUGUGACCCAUAAGUAACGCAAGCAUAUAUUUUUUUCUUUAUUAUUUUUUUAAACAGGAAAAUUUGAACCACAACAAGAUGAUGCUUUCCAGUUCGUCAUCCUUCUCCUUCUAAUGCAAUCUAUGGUCGGCAGAGCACGAAAUUUUUAAGUGUGUUGCUUCUUGGAUGGGUGCCAUGUCGUCAUGUACUCUGGACUGUAAACAUUUAUAGUGAUGAAAUCAGGCAUUUGACCUUGCUUGUGUUAAUAAUAGCACAAAAAAUCUGCUGAUGUAGUUCGCAACUGUUAUUGAUAACAUCGGGACUCAGUGGAAAAAAAUUCAGUCUGACACUAGAAUUGUCGCGGUUUUCCUCCUCAGUUGCAUCGACUAUUAGAAAACGAUCGAGAAGACGAAGGAAAAAGGUAGUUGACGGAAAUCCGCAUUCCCCUGUCAAGAUCAUAUCAAAGACUUGACGACGUCAAUAUUGAUAACACUACAAGGGCAACGCGAGGGCAACGACAACGUUUUAAUUCGUAUUCAUCUUUAUCUGGAAGUUUUGCGUUGGUAAACAAUUAAAGGACCGUAAAAAUCCCAUCCCACAAGUGAUCACGCUGGGAAAGUUACGUGAUAAAAUCGUUAUAUUGUAGCGUUUUCCCUAAGUUUUCAUUCGUGUGCUUUGUUUUCGAUUCCGAUCAGUUUGCACUUGUAAAGCAAGGUCACCAGUAAACACGAUUUAAGAAUUGUAAAUCUUAUUUCGGGCUGUGAAAUCAGUCAUCUUAUUAUCGUGAACCCGGUUAAUUUUGACCUUGAAGCUUGCGUGGAAAUAUAGUAUGAUUGUAAAACUAAUGGCUUUUGUCAUCCAAAUUUCACAUCCGUGAAAAAUUUAAAAAUCCGCGGAAAUUUGAAGAGAACCUCGUGAACGUGUAAUUUCUAUUCCGGAG